Molecule: messenger RNA, 1730 nt
Organism: Opisthorchis viverrini
Lineage: Eukaryota; Metazoa; Platyhelminthes; Trematoda; Opisthorchiida; Opisthorchiidae
Exons: 6
Molecular function (GO): metal ion binding; protein binding
Source: RefSeq, a predicted model, not a curated record
GUUCGAUACGCGGACGCUCAAACGUCACGUUCCGGACAACCUGCUACAGCAGCUGCCACAGGACAUGACAACACAAGCGGACCUGCACAAGCCGGUCCUGGCGCUACUGGUUCUUCUACCAGCAGUAAUUCUCCCCCUUGUGUUUGUCAACUUCAACUGAAGGCCAAUCUUUGUGGGCACACCGAAGCUGUGACAUGUUUGGCUGCCUCGAAUGCCUUCAACCUUGUUGUCAGCGGAAGCCGCGAUCGUACCUGUAUACUAUGGGAUUUGACGCGUUUGUGUUUCCUGCGACAGCUAACGGAUCAUGUUGCUCCUAUUGCUGCAGUUUGUAUCAGUGAAGCCACUGGCGAUAUCGCCAGCUGCGCCGGCACCUAUCUUUAUCUUUGGAAUUGCAACGGAGAACCUAUUGCCUCAGUCGACACAAUAGUUGGUCGAAAUAAGCAAAUCUUAUGUGUUUGUAUGAGCACGCUGUACGAUUGGGAUGCCGGAAAUGUGGUUCUUACGGGUGGAUCAGACGGAGUCGUGCGCAUGUGGGGUCUGGAAUAUACCAGCGUGGUGAAACAACCCGUUCCCAUGGAGGCAAUGAAUAUAGCUCGCGAACCAACUUCUAUUGAUGGAGCUUGCUCAAUACCCUUCAAUGAAACUGGUCAGCAUGGAGCUACACCUACUGGCGAUCAAUUGAUUUCUGAGCAACCGAGCUGGACUAGAGAACUCGCUCCUCGUGGUAAACUGACAAUGCAUACCGCUUAUGGUCGAAGUGACAACCAACAACCGGCCUCCAUUACUGCCUUGGCCAUAUCGCGUGAUCAUCGCUCUGUUUUGGUUGGUGACUCUCGAGGUAGGGUUCAUGCCUGGUCUGUGCCCUCUGAAGCAGGUCGUGGUGGGAUGACUGACCAGUGGGUACGUGAUGAGGACGUUACCAAUUGUGCUACAGACACCUGUUCAGUCAGGUUCUCAAUAACGGAACGGAAACAUCAUUGCCGUAACUGUGGAAAGGUGUUUUGUAGCAAGUGCAGUCGUUUCGAAACAGAAAUCCGCCGACUGAGGAUCUUCAAACGGGUUCGUGUUUGUCAGGCUUGUUUUACUAUGCUGAAUCUUAUCCAAGCCCCAAAGCUCCGUCCUCCAUCUGAAUCAACGCGAGGUGACCCGUGAGCUUUACUAUUCCAAUAUUUGCACCCAUUCGACCAUAAAAGCUUUGUUGUCAUCCAGACCAACCUCGGUUUUUUCCGACUAAGAAUCUGUGAUGUAUCCUAAUUUCUCUACACCCGCUUCCUGCAUUUCUGUGUUUAAUAAUGCAUACUCAUGCCCUCGAUGUAACAUGUCCCGAGCGCUUCCGCUCUAGUACGGAGUCUUGUUUUCUGCGGCCGUCACAGCUUCCAUUCACGGACUACUAUUCUUAUUGGGACAUGGUUCAAAUUCAGAUUAAUAAGCGUCUUCUGUUUGCCAUCUUACUGUAUUUGCUCUCAUUUUUUGACAUCAUUGUCUUUUCUUUUCCCUUCUCCGAUCUCUCUAACAAUGUGGUGUUAGUGAACUUGUUGUACAUAACUAUUUAUCCGCAAGACGGGGUCCAAGUUUCUCGCAUGUCGGUCACUUGAUUUCUGCUUGUUCCUUCUAUCAUCCUUUUUCCAAUUACAGUACUUCCUGAUCAUUGGCUUGCUACAAGAAAUGUCAAAGCUUUUCAGUUCACUCUCUGUACAGCCUAUUAAUACACCUUUACUUGGAGCAUGCUG